ACACGACCUGCCGCCGCCGCGACGUCCACACGUGCCGGCGGCGCUGGAGCGACACCGGUAAGCGACGCCCAGCUGCAUCUGGCCUGCGCCGUGCUCACGACCGACCUUCUGCCGACAUGCGGCGUGGCUGAGUAGCACCAGAAGGCAAGCAGGUCUUCACUGCCAGCGGGUAUGAAACACCUGCUGAUGACCGCGGAGCGGCAUUCUAUAGAGCAUCGGCACGCAGGCAUCGCCAUGGACGGCGCCGGCGGCAGCGACGCCAAGCAGAAGGCAGCCCACCACCACCAACAACAUCAGCAGCAGCAGCAGCAACAGCAGCGCGCCUCUGGGCAGCAGGCGUCCGUCAUCACGUCAGCUGCACCGGGUUCGAGGAGGGAGCUCCAACAGCCGUCCCCGCAGCCUCCGCAGCCCCAGCAGCAGCAGCCGCGGCAGCAGGUGAUGCGCACCAUUACGACGUCGGGGCUGAUCGCGGUGGGCCCCGUGCCCGACGAGGCGUCGCCCGCCGCCAGCCCGCAGCACCAGGCGCAGGCCGUCAACGGCCGCAGCCCCGCCACGCACAGCCCGCCCGCCUCCAUCAAGCGCUCGCCCGACCACCACCCGCCCCCGCAGCAGCAGCAGCAGCAGCAGCACGCCGCCUACGCCACCCACAGCCGCUUCUCCUCGCCGCAGCACCAGUACUCGCCGCAACAGGUGGCGUACUCGCCGGCGAGCGUGGCGGUGUCGUCGCCGUACCAGCACCAGCAGCAGGCGGCGACGCCGACGGACCAGUCGGCGGCGGAGGACGCGGCGUCGGCGUCCAGCCCCCCGCAGCUGCUGGAGGCGGCCGGCGGGCACCGCUACUCGGCGCGGCCGCAGCCGCAGGCCCAGGGCCAGCAGCGGUUCGCGCCGCCGUCGCCGCACCAGCCGCAGCCGCAGCCGCAGUCGCAGGCCCAGCACGAGGUGCUGGCGGCGCGCUACGCCCACCACGACGACUACCACGGCCAGGCCGCCUCCAUCACGCCACCGCCGCCGCUCGAACACAUACACCAGCCGCACCACCAGAUCACCUACGAAGACCACCAGGUGGUGGAGACGACGGAGCUGCUGCAGCUGAAGACGGCGCCGCUGUCGCCGACAGACGGAGGCGGCGGCGGGGGCGGCGCGCUGUCUGGCGACGGCACCUACACCACCCUGCAGACCGUGCAGCUGGGCUCACACCCCGGCACCUACCAGGUGACGUUCGCCACCGACCCGUACCCGCCGCCGGCGAGCUCGUCCUCGUCCACGUACCACUACCACCAGCAGGUGACGUCGCAGGCGCACUCGCAGUCGCACCAGGUGGUGCACCGCGCGUCGCCGCUGUACCAGCCGGCGGGCAAGGUGAUGGGCGUGGUGGGCGGCGAGACCAUCUUCCUCAAGUCGGACCCGACGCUGAGCUCUUCGUCGUCGGUGGUGAUCAAGAGCUCGCCGUCGCCGCCGGGCUCGGCGCCGCAGACCAUGAUCUACGGCUACGAGCCGGCAGCGCCGCCGCCGCAGCCCAGCUCGCCGCAGAUCGCGACGCUGUACGGCGCGGGCGGCGCCUCCUACCAGAUACCCUCCUCCAGCAAGGAGCCCGCCGCCUUCCUCUGGACCACGGCCGGCGACUACAUGAGCGGCGCCACCGGCACCGCCUCCGCCGCCUCCGCCGCCUACGGCGCCGCCGACGCCGGCGUCCAGCUCAACUACGUGCCCUACACGCCCAACGGCGGCGCCGGCUCCACCGCCACCACGCUCGCCUUCAUGGACAUCGGAGACGCCAGCAUCGACCAAGGUCUGGCGGCGGCGGGCGACAUCAAGGAGUGCGUCAACUGCGGCUCGAGCGUGACGCCGCUGUGGCGGCGCGACGGCACGGGCCACUACCUCUGCAACGCGUGCGGCCUCUACCAGAAGAUCAACGGCGUCAACCGGCCGCCCGUGCGCUCCCAGCAGAAGAAAAGCAGCUCGCAACCCGGCAACCGGCGGUGCGGCGUGUCGUGCGCCAACUGCAACACCACGACGACCACGCUGUGGCGGCGCAACAACAACGGGGAGCCCGUCUGCAACGCCUGCGGCCUCUACUUCAAGCUGCACAACGUGAACCGGCCGCUGAGCAUGAAGAAGGACGGCAUCCAGACCCGCAAGCGCAAGCCCAAGACGCCGGCCACGAGCCGCGACAGCCCGCCCACGCGUGGCGGACACGUGGACCACGUGCUGCACUCCGGCCGCCAAGUCGUCGGGCGCAGCGCGGCCCACUCACAGUACACGGGGCACGGCCACCGCACGGCGGCCUCCGCGGCGGCGGUGCGGCUACAGUACCCCGAGGUGCCGCUGCUGGAGGACGAUCACGACCAGUACCUCCCCGCGCCCGCCGGGUCGCCAGCGCUCGAGCUGCCCACCUCCUCGCUGCUCAACCGCCACAUCGCCUCCAACGUUCCCCCACUCGAGCCUAUUGCAGCGAGAGCCUCUGCCGACACCCUAACCAGCGUCAUAACCUCCACCGCUCUCGCGGCGAGCAGUGAGCCAUCUGCCGGAGGCGGGCGGAAUCACGGAGACAGCAGCCAGAAUAGUCCCUGCUAAAGUUCACUUACUCACCGCAAUACGCGCUGAUGUCGUGCUCGAGUUUCAUACGAACUUCUCAAUUGCGUUUGCGACGAACUGUGGGAAAAAGUUGUGAUUUACCAAAGAUGCGUGCCACGACAUCCACUGUGGCCCGGAAGACGAAGAUUUCUGGAGGCAGUGUCGUUUGUUUGUAGAGCUCAGAGCUUGAACCUUUAUUCAGAGGACAUUGCUGACAAUUCAGUCAUUUACCCUCGAAAAUGUUCGGGUCAUGAUUUAUAAUAUAGAGUUUAUAUCUUUGGAGUCUUCCUUUGACAGUUUCUCCGAGAGUGAUUUUAAUCAUUCGUUCACGUAUGGGAGAAUACGGAGAUUUAUUGUACUGUAAACAUGUGUUCAUGAUCAUGAGAGACACGUCAACACAGAAGAUACUUAGUAAUGAAAGUGCAACCUGUACCAAAGGAAUCGCGGUUACAAAAGGAUGCUUAUUAGUUAUCUAUGUUACCAGUUUUACAAGCUUUUAUUCAUGUAUUUUUGUUGUCAUAUCAUUAAAAAAUGGUUUAUAAUGGAGGCAUAGGAUCAUGGCAGUACAGACUAUGCUUCGUGGUAAAUCUAUAUGAGACUUGUAUCGUAGCAGUCACCAAAGACAAAGGACCCUGAAAUUGAACUAUUUUACCAAAGAAGUCUAUCUGCAGCUGUAACAAACUAUUUACACUUAAUUAAAUUUUUCUGCGAUGUAGAAUGUGCACACAUCUUCGUUAGUGGUUAAAAACUAAGUUCACUACCUUAAUAAGGUAGCGAAAACGUAAACAGGUCUAGUGUAAAUAGUAUAAGCAGUCAACAGUUUCGUAGGUUUUGUAUUUCCUUGGCAUCAUAAUAGUUCAAAGAAGUGUAGACUUGCAGCAAACAAAUAUUGUUCCUUUCCAAUGAACGUCAAGGACGAAAAUGCUUUUUUUCACAAAUAUCAAACUAAGGAGAGUAAUACCUUCAGCUGAGUACCUUGGAGGACGCCCUACAUGCAAGCUUGGCGAAAUGUUUAUCACUUAAUAGAAAUCCAACAGUCUAUGAUUUCUCGUAAUGUGUAGUACAAUUCCGUAUUUUUAUACGAAUCUAUGAUUUCCUACAGUAAAAGGGAUAUGUCUAGAAUUUCCAAAGGCAUUAUAAAAAGGAACAUACAUGAUUCCUGCAGAAUUAUGCAUUAACGAAUACAAUGUGUUUGGGUCUUGCAUAAUAAGCACCUGUUUUUCUGUACAUUUAUAACUGCAAUCAACAAAAUAUUGUGUGUACUUAUUUAUUGAAAUAAAGUUGUUUCUAAACCGA
Molecule: messenger RNA, 3870 nt
Organism: Schistocerca gregaria
Lineage: Eukaryota; Metazoa; Arthropoda; Insecta; Orthoptera; Acrididae
Product: box A-binding factor-like
Exons: 12
Coding region: 172-2574 (800 amino acids)
Biological process (GO): negative regulation of transcription by RNA polymerase II; positive regulation of transcription by RNA polymerase II
Molecular function (GO): zinc ion binding; RNA polymerase II cis-regulatory region sequence-specific DNA binding; DNA-binding transcription factor activity, RNA polymerase II-specific
Source: RefSeq, a predicted model, not a curated record